AUGGAGCACAUGAAAAAAAAAAAAAUGGCCAAGAGGAACGGGUCGAUGAGAAGAAACAGGGGAGAAUGCGGGUCAGAAAACAGUGUUAUAAGGGGUAUAGGAGGAGGGGGGUGGUUUAUGGUGAUAUUGAUGGGUAAUGAUGAUGGUGGUGAUGACGAUAAUGGCGAUGAUGGUGAUGGUGUUUUAUUGGAAAAAUUGUUGUGGAAUUCCUAA
Molecule: messenger RNA, 213 nt
Organism: Enterobius vermicularis (human pinworm)
Lineage: Eukaryota; Metazoa; Nematoda; Chromadorea; Rhabditida; Oxyuridae
Source: the annotation of a GenBank genome assembly